GUAUCGGUUUUGCGUGUGAAGCGAAAUCAUGUGGUUCAAGUACGUUAUUGUUUCUUUAGUGUUGGUUGGUGUUUUAGGCCAAAUUAUUCCGCCGCCAGAUUCUAUUGAGACUACAGAAUACCCCAUGGAAGAAACGACAGACGAGCCUACUGAAGGGACUACUACAGAACCUAUAGAAGAGAUAACACCAGUGCUUCCGGAAGAGACUACAAUAGAGCCUACAGAAGAGACUACAACAGAGCCUACAGAAGAGACGACAGAGGAUCCUACGGAAGAGAUUGCGUUAGAAGCACCGACUGUGACCAUAGAACAAGGAACAGUACAGGGUACAGUUUCGGAUGAUGGCAAUUACUUUGAAUUCCACGGGAUACCGUACGCCGAUUCGACGUCAGGGACUCAUCGCUUUCAGGCACCAUCGCCACCCCCAUCAUUCCGAGACACGUUCGUAGCAAACCGAAAGGGCAUAAAAUGCGUACGCGCAACAGCAAAUGGAUUCGAGGGGACUGAAGACUGUCUAGUUGCCAAUAUCUACACACCAACGGUAAACGCCACUAGAUAUUUACCUGUCAUGGUUUGGAUAAAAGGAACAGAGUUUGAUAAAAUAUAUGAACAUGAACUAUCUUUCAGAAAUUUUAUGGAAAAGGAUGUAGUUAUUGUUGACCUUAAUUACCGGGAGUCUAUUUUAGGCUUCCUUUGCCUUGGUACUGCAACAGCACCGGGUAAUGCUGGAUUAAAGGAUAUCGUGGCCGGGCUGCAAUGGGUGCGGCAAAAUAUCUUACAAUUUGGAGGAAACCCUGAAGACGUCACGCUUUUUGGACAUGGAAGUGGAGCCGCUGCUGUAGACUUGGUGACCCUGUCUCCUACAUCCGAAGGCUUGGUACAUAAAGCUAUAGCCCAAAGUGGAAGUGCCUUGGCACCUUGGGCAGUUACGCGCGAUAAUUUAGCUUACGCUGUACAGGUUGCUGAAGCUUUAGGGCAUGUCGUUACCAGUACACAACAGCUUUCAGAGGUUUUUACUAGAACAAGUGUAACUGCUUUAAUGGCCACUAUAAACGAACUCGAUUUAACUGAUAAUUCUUUGGCAUUUUCUCCUUGUAUCGAAAGAAAUUUGGAGGGUGUCGAACCGUUUCUAACAAAAACACCGUACCAAAUAAUAUCGGAAGGAGACUUCGUUCAAAUUCCAUUUAUUAUGGGAUUUGUUGAUAAUGAAGGAACAAUAAGAGCACGAGAAGCAGUCGAGGAUGAUUGGUUGGAACGAAUGGAAAAUUCCUUCUCUGAUUUUCUUCAACCAGAUUUGGAGUUUGAAAGUGAUUCCGAAAGGGCUGAGGUCGCGGAAGAGAUUAAAGCAUUUUAUUUUCGAGGAGAAACUAUAAGCAUGCAAAACGUUAAAGACUACAUCACGUAUCAAGGUGAUACUAUAAUGUUAGUCUCUACUAUCAGAGAAGUGCGUCUGCGUGCAGAAAUUUCUACAGCUCCUUUAUAUUUAUACCAAUUUUCUUAUAAAGGUGUCUUAGGAGCACCUUUCCAAGGGCCUAUUGUUGUAAAUACAGCAGCACAUAGUGAAGAAUUAGCGUACCUGUUUUAUGACACACCUUCUCAGGAAAUACCUCUAAUAGAUCUAACCGUUGGUGAUAUUUUAGUAGACAGAUGGACCAGCUUUGCAGCAAAUGGUGUUCCUGAAAGUGAAAUUUCUCAAGUUCCGUGGGCACCGUUCACGAUUGAAACAUAUUCCUACUUGCGGUUCCUGGAUGAUGAGGAAUUAAACGAAGGACCAGUAGCGACUUUGGAGAUUGAACUUGAAAAUCCUCAUCCUGAAACUAUAAUGUUUUGGAACGACAUUUAUGAGGAGCAUUUCUUAGAUGCAGAAUCUACUUGGACGAUAUCGGAUAGAAAUGAGGAGGACGAAGAUGAUGUAGCUGAAGAAAAUGGUAGUGGGGACGCAGAAGGAGAAGACAGCGAUGUGGUAGACGAAACGGACUUCGAACCUGAAGACUCACCUAACUCUGCUUCCAUAGCUAUAGCGUACACAUUUACAACAUUAGUACUAUUUGCGAUCCUAAACAAUUUCCAUUCUAACACAAUGUUAUGUUAACAAACUGUUCAGUAGAUAGCAAAGCUACUGUUUUAGUUUCGCUAAGUCAUUUCGGACCUUAUUUGGGUUUCAUGUUGAAAUCCAUUGUAUAGGUCUGCAAAUAUCUCAAAUAAGUUAUUAUUUAUUAACUGUUACUCUAACAUAUCUUUUAUUCUCGAUAGAAACAGUAAAGUUUCUUGAUAAUUAUUAAUAACAUCUUUCAGUAUUUUGCAAAAUUAAUAUUUGAAUUUAGUGUUUUGAAUUUUGAGUGACUAAUAUACUUGUUUAUUGACCUUAUAAGGCUUAGGACAAUAUAAAAUAAAGGAUUGCGCAACAAUAUUUUUUACUUAUCAAGUAGUAAGAUUUUAACAAUAAGAUAGAUAGAUUGUCAACUUAAAAACAAAAUAUUUGAUAAAUCUGUUUGCAAUUCUCAUAGGCAUUGCAAGGUUUGGAUAUUAAAAUUGCUUAUAAAUAUGGAUAAAAUACUUAGCGUAAUCAAAACUAUGU
Molecule: messenger RNA, 2578 nt
Organism: Manduca sexta (tobacco hornworm)
Lineage: Eukaryota; Metazoa; Arthropoda; Insecta; Lepidoptera; Sphingidae
Gene: ae3
Product: venom carboxylesterase-6
Exons: 3
Coding region: 29-2092 (687 amino acids)
Source: RefSeq, a predicted model, not a curated record